CCUGGCCCCAACUACAGUCUACAGCUAAUUUUGGCCAUUUGUUUCUUAUCAUGAAAGCGAUCGAAAAGAAAUCAAAGCCCAAAGGUUGCCAUUGUUGGUCGAAAGAAGAGAACUCGUGCUUAUAUUUUGCAUCCUUUGAUGUGAGAGUCUGUGAACCACAACAAAUUUCUAAAUACCAUUCAAAAAACCUUAUCCACACUUUAAUCACGAGCUGCUUUCAAUUUCCAAACGUGGUCGUACAAAAGUCCUUUCGCAGUGUAAAUGCUGUCUGGCUGGAAAAUUUGCCAAGACAAACAUUAAAAAUCUUAACUUUUUAGCAAUAAGAAGUUUGAGUGUGAAUAUCCUGGGUUUAUACUCGGGUGUUGUAGAAAUUGAAUUCACUUCCUGGGCUUGGGAGGAAAAAGGGAAUUUUUUUUUUAUGGUUUGUUUAGCUUCAGUUCAAACACUCAACACUUGCAAAGAUGCAGCUGGGGUCGCGGGGAAUAUCUUUGCCUUUGGAUUAUUUCUAUCCCCCGUGCCGACGUUCAGGAGAAUAAUGAGGAACGAGUCAACAGAACAGUUCUCAGGGUUGCCUUACAUAUACACUCUAUUGAACUGCUUAAUCACGGCUUGGUACGGUUUGCCUAUGAUAUCUAAGGACAACAUAUUAGUCACGACUGUCAACUCAAUAGGUGCCCUUUUCCAGAUAAUGUACAUUGCCAUCUUCAUAAAAUAUGCCGAGAAGACAAAAAAGUUGAGGAUGGUAGGGUUGCUCUUGUCUGUACUCGUCGUGUUUGCAGUUAUCGCCAUUGGAAGCUUGCUCAUAGUUGACUUUGAAAUUCGCCAUUUGACUAUUGGGUUCCUAAGUUGUGCUUCCCUCAUAUCCAUGUUUGCUUCACCAUUGUUUAUAAUCAAUCUGGUGAUCCAGACAAGAAGUGUCGAAUUUAUGCCAUUUCAACUGUCCCUCUGCGCGUUUUUGAUGAGCACAUCUUUCCUUUUAUAUGGAAUCUUCAAUUUCGAUCCGUUUGUAUACGUCCCUAACGGAAUUGGAACCGUAUUAGGAGUAAUACAAUUACUUCUAUUCGCGUACUAUCAGAAGCCAUUGAGGGAAGACUCUGUAGAACCAUUAAUAGUGUCUUACUCUACUGAUGCAUGAAAAUGUAAUCUUUUCUGUAUUAUUUAAUCAGUGAUCUAUCAGAUCCUGUCUACUUUAUUACACUGAAUAUCUUAAUGGAAAAGGUGCUAUUUAAGUUUCGAGCUACAUUCAGAAUGAUGAUGCUUUUGUUAUUUUUGUAGAACUGUUUUGCUUUGUCAUGGUUAAACUUAAAGUUGCUUAUAUUGGCACUUGGCUGCAUGAACUCUCCCUUAUAUCAAUGUUCAAUGUAUUGUAAAGAUAGCUAUAGCAAA
Striga asiatica is the source of this 1386-nucleotide messenger RNA. The record is from the annotation of a GenBank genome assembly. Lineage: Eukaryota; Viridiplantae; Streptophyta; Magnoliopsida; Lamiales; Orobanchaceae.